Frankliniella occidentalis (western flower thrips) is the source of this 1878-nucleotide messenger RNA. RefSeq names its product cytochrome P450 4g15-like. The coding region runs from base 142 to 1803 and encodes 553 amino acids. NCBI's taxonomy places the organism in Eukaryota, Metazoa, Arthropoda, Insecta, Thysanoptera, Thripidae. The transcript is spliced from 11 exons. The record is from RefSeq and is a predicted model, not a curated record. Gene Ontology annotation, molecular function: heme binding; oxidoreductase activity, acting on paired donors, with incorporation or reduction of molecular oxygen; monooxygenase activity.
GGAGGUAGGCUGCCCAGGCAUACGGUCCCCAGUUCCUCCCCGCCGUGCACCGCGCCCGGCACCCUCGCCGACAGACUCCUUCCUCCCCGCCGUGCACCGCGCCCGGCACCCUCGCCGUCAGACUCCUUCCUGUUCGCUGUCAUGGCCGUCAUCAUGGGGCUCCCGGUGUGGGCCGCCCUGGUAGGCCUCGCCACGUUGCUCAGCUACGUGUGGUUCCGGAUCGCCUUCAGGGAGCGCAUGGCGCUGAGCGCCAAGUUGCCCGGCCCCACGGCGUACCCGCUCAUCGGCAACCUGUACAUGAUCAAAGAGUCUACAGUAGAGCUUUUCAAAUACGCUGUCAACGCCGCAGGCACUUUCAAUGAAAUCGGAUUAGCAAAAAUAGAAUGGAUGCACAGAGUAGCGGUCGCGGUGUUUAACCCAGCCGACGUAGAGAUCAUUCUGGGCAGUUCAGUUCAUCUCGAGAAGGCCAAAGAAUAUCGCUUCUUCAAGCCCUGGCUUGGAGAGGGACUCCUCAUCAGUUCCGGGGACACGUGGCGCACCCACCGGAAGCUCAUCGCCCCCACCUUUCACCUGAACGUGCUCAAGCAGUUCGUCUACCUGUUCAACCGGAACAGCCGGGCGCUCUGCCGCAAGCUCGACGCUGUGGUCGGCCAGGUUGUGGACAUUCACGACUACAUGAGCGAGACCACAGUCGAAAUCCUGCUGGAGACGGCUAUGGGGGUAGAUCGAUCGACACAGAAUCGGGGAUACGACUACGCGAUGGCAGUGAUGAAGAUGUGCGAGAUUCUGCACGUACGGAUGUUCCGCCCCUGGCUGUGGCCGGACUGGCUGUUCAAUAUGGUUCCGAUGGGAAGAGAGCAGAAAUCACUGCUCCACACCAUUCACAGUCUCACUCGAGAGGUUUUAAAGAAACGAAAGGCAGAACGCAAGCAAGGAGUCCGGGAGGGCUUGUACAAGAGAGUUGUUACGGACAAGGACGACGUGGCCGACGGCGACGCGGAGGAGUCCACGUCAGAGACCUCAGUGAGCUCGUACGGAUACACGACAGGCCUUAGAGACGACCUCGACGACGACGUCGGCGAGAAGAAGCGCAUUGCCUUCUUGGACCAGAUGCUGGACGUGGCCGAGAACGGUGCAGUGCUCUCUGACCGAGAGGUUGAGGAGCAGGUCAACACUAUCAUGUUCGAGGGCCACGACACGACGGCGGCCGGAAGCAGCUUCUUCCUGUCGCUGAUGGGCGUGCACCAGGACAUCCAGGAGCGCUGCGUCGACGAGCUGCGCACGAUCUUCGGCGACUCGCAGCGGCCGGCCACCUUCCAGGACACGCUGGAGAUGAAGUACCUGGAGCGUUGCAUCAACGAGACGCUGCGCCUGUUCCCGCCGGUCCCCGUGAUCGCGAGGCACGCCACCGAGAACAUCCAGAUGAAGUCUGGCCACGUCAUCCCCGAGGGCACGACGAUCGUGAUCCCCCAGUAUUUGAUCCACCGCGACCCCACGCAGUACCCUAACCCGGAGGUGUUCGACCCGGACAACUUCCUGCCCGAGCGCUGCUCCGAGAGGCACUUCUACUCCUUCGUGCCGUUCAGCGCCGGCCCGAGGAGCUGCGUCGGUCGCAAGUACGCCAUGCUCAAGCUCAAGAUCCUGCUGUCCACGGUGCUCCGCAAGUUCCACGUGCGCGCCGACGUGCUCGAGAAGGACUUCCAGCUGACGGGGGACAUCAUCCUGAAGAGGAAGGAGGGCUUCCCAGUGCGGCUGUACCCGCGGAGCACGCACCAGGCCGCUGGCCAGAGCGGGGAUCGGUGAUACAUGAAGUAACAAGUAUUAUUCUAACGACGAUAUUCUAGCCAAUAAUAAUAAAAAUAUUAGUUUUUACCGUGA